AUGUGUGAGAACCACCUCAAAAGUAAAGCUGACGCUACUGCACAAAUUGAAGUCAUACCAUGCAAAAUUUGUGGCGAUAAAUCCUCCGGGAUUCACUACGGCGUUAUCACGUGCGAAGGUUGCAAGGGUUUCUUUAGGAGGAGCCAACAGAAUAAUGCCUCUUAUUCCUGCCCAAGGCAGAGAAACUGUUUGAUUGACAGAACCAACAGAAACCGUUGCCAACACUGCCGACUGCAGAAGUGUCUUGCUCUAGGAAUGUCGAGAGAUGCGGUGAAGUUCGGCAGGAUGUCCAAGAAGCAGCGGGACAGUCUGUACGCCGAGGUGCAGAAGCACCAGCAGCGGCUGCAGGAGCAGCGGCAGCAGCAGAGCGGCGAGGCCGAGGCCCUGACCCGCGUGUACAGCGGCAGCCUCAGCCACCUGAGCGGCGAGACGGGCGGCGCCUUCCACGCCAACGGGCACGCCAUCGACCUGCCCAAGUCCGAGGCCUACUACAACGUGGACUCAGGUCAGCCCUCCCCGGACCAGUCAGGACUGGACAUAACUGGCAUCAAACAGAUCAAGCAGGAACCCAUCUACGACCUCACCUCCGUCCCCAACUUGUUUACCUAUAGCUCUUUCAACAACGGGCAGUUAGCUCCAGGGAUCACCAUGACAGAGAUCGAUCGAAUUGCACAAAACAUCAUCAAGUCCCACCUGGAGACCUGUCAGUACACCAUGGAGGAGCUGCACCAGCUGGCGUGGCAGACUCACACCUAUGAGGAGAUUAAGGCGUAUCAAAGCAAGUCCAGGGAAGCUUUGUGGCAGCAGUGUGCCAUCCAGAUCACUCACGCCAUCCAGUACGUGGUUGAGUUUGCAAAGCGGAUCACAGGCUUCAUGGAGCUCUGUCAGAAUGACCAGAUUCUACUUCUGAAGUCAGGUUGUUUGGAAGUGGUUUUGGUGAGAAUGUGCCGUGCCUUCAAUCCAUUAAACAACACUGUCCUGUUUGAAGGAAAAUAUGGAGGAAUGCAAAUGUUCAAAGCCUUAGGUUCUGAUGACCUAGUGAAUGAAGCAUUUGACUUUGCAAAGAAUCUGUGUUCCUUGCAGCUGACUGAAGAGGAGAUUGCUUUGUUCUCCUCUGCUGUUCUGAUAUCUCCAGACCGAGCCUGGCUGAUAGAACCGAGGAAGGUCCAGAAGCUUCAGGAAAAAAUUUAUUUUGCACUUCAACAUGUGAUCCAGAAGAAUCACCUGGAUGAUGAGACGUUGGCGAAGUUAAUAGCCAAGAUACCAACCAUCACUGCGGUUUGCAACUUGCACGGUGAGAAGCUGCAGGUAUUUAAGCAAUCUCAUCCAGACAUAGUGAAUACACUGUUUCCUCCCUUGUACAAGGAGCUCUUUAACCCUGACUGUGCCACCGUGUGCAAAUGAAGGGCCCAAGACAGCUGGCUCCUGGUCGUGGAAUGCAUCACUUUUAAGACAAAAGCAAUGUGUUCAUGAAGACCUCAGAAAAAAAAAAUGUCACUACUGCAACGUUAGGAAUGUCCUGCACUUAAUAGAAUUAUUUUUCACCGCUACAGUUUGAAGAAUGUACAUAGGCACCUGAAUGGGGCUCUUUUUGUUGUUCGUUGGUUUGGGAAAUGACCAUAAAUAUACAAUAUAGGACACUGGGUGUUAUCCUUUUUUUUUAUUUUAUUCAGGUAUGUUUUGAAGACAACUGUUUAUAGAAUUUUAUUGUAGAUACAUUCGAGAACAGAGCGGUACUUUACAUGGUUACUUUUCCUGUUGAUUGUUCCAAUAUAAUUUAAGAAAAUUCCACUUAAUAGGCUUACCUAUUUCUCUGUUUUUAGAUAGCUGGUGCAUGUGUAAAUCUGUAGCUGUCUUGAAAAGUCCUGUGCAUGUAUGUAAUGAGUAUAUAAUAUGGGUGAAUAUUAUAUAUGACUAUUACAUAUACAUGCACAUGCACUGUGGCUUAAAAUGCCAUUCCUACUAGCAGUGGAGGUUCAGUCGGGCUCCCUUAUAUUAUUUGCCUUCUGUGUUCUAUGUUACUUUUUUAUGUUAGACAAUCAGGGUUUUGUUUUUCCAGUCAGAGUUUUUCAUCUAUAGUCAAUAGCAGGACAGCACCGAUUCAGUUAAGCCUACAAAGGAAUAAAUAUAAUGCAUGGUUUCUGUAAACAAACAUACAAACUAUUUCUAUCAAUGACAUCAAAGCCUUGUGAAGAUGGUAGUACAUAGUGAGAUGGUGAAGGAAGUAUUUGGAGCCAUUUUCCUGUUUUAAAAAUU
Dipodomys ordii (Ord's kangaroo rat) is the source of this 2256-nucleotide messenger RNA. RefSeq names its product RAR-related orphan receptor B (gene Rorb). Gene Ontology annotation, molecular function: zinc ion binding; RNA polymerase II cis-regulatory region sequence-specific DNA binding; nuclear receptor activity. The transcript is spliced from 10 exons. Bases 1 to 1404 code for a protein of 467 amino acids. The record is from RefSeq and is a predicted model, not a curated record. Gene Ontology annotation, cellular component: nucleus. Lineage: Eukaryota; Metazoa; Chordata; Mammalia; Rodentia; Heteromyidae. Gene Ontology annotation, biological process: regulation of transcription by RNA polymerase II.